AUGCUUUUCAUUUUCUUCUUUUCCUUUCAACUCUUUUACUUGUUUCUCUUUUCUUUUUUUUACUUUCUCUUGCUUUUUGUCUUCUUUAUUUGUUCAUACAGACAUUCAAUCUUUCUUUCUUUCUUUCUUUCUUUCAUUCUUUCUUUCUCGAAUCUUUCAUUUCUUUCUUUCUUUCUUUCUUUCUUUCUUUCUUUCUUUCUUUCUUUCUUUCUUUUCCUUUUUCAUUUUCUUUGUUCGAUUGUUUAUCUUUCUUUCUUUUUCUGUUCCACUUUGUUUCUGUUUAUCUGUCUCUUUCUUUCUUUUUUCUUUCUUGCUUUCUUCCUUUCUUUGUUCGUUUCUUCCUCCCUCUUUCUUUCUAUUUUUCUUUUUCUCCACUCCUUCCUUCCUUCCUUCCUUCCUUCCUUCCUUCCUUCCUUCCUUCCUUCUCCUAACUCUCCUUGCGUCCUUAUUGUAUAUCUUUCUUUCUUUCUUUCUUUCUUUCUUUCUUUUAAUCCUCUUAGCUCCACUCCUUCCUUCCUUCCUUCCUUCCUUCCUUCCUUCUUCCUUCUCCUAACUCUCCUUGCGUCCUUAUUGUAUAUAUUUCUUUCUUUCUUUCUUUCUUUCUUUCUUUUCUUUUUUUCUUUCUUUCUUUUUCUUUCUUUCUUUUCUUUUAAUCCUCUUAGCUCCCUCCUUCCUUCCUUCCUUCCUUCCUUCCUUCCUUCCUUCCUUCCUUCCUUCUUCCUAACUCUCCUUGCGUCCUUAUUGUAUAUCUUUCUUUUCUUUUUUUUCUUUAUUUCUUUUAGUUCCUCGUCUUCCUUCCUUCCUUCCUUCCUUCCUUCCUUCCUUCCUUCCUUCCUUUAUUCCUUGUAUUUGCUUCUCUCUUUCAUUUGUCUACUUUCUUAA
Molecule: messenger RNA, 882 nt
Organism: Acanthosepion pharaonis
Lineage: Eukaryota; Metazoa; Mollusca; Cephalopoda; Sepiida; Sepiidae
Source: the annotation of a GenBank genome assembly